Molecule: messenger RNA, 5971 nt
Organism: Myripristis murdjan (pinecone soldierfish)
Lineage: Eukaryota; Metazoa; Chordata; Actinopteri; Holocentriformes; Holocentridae
Product: SWI/SNF chromatin-remodeling complex subunit SNF5-like
Exons: 1
Coding region: 1902-2705 (267 amino acids)
Source: RefSeq, a predicted model, not a curated record
GUGCAAGAUAAACCAUCUGACACCACUGCCAUUCAUUUCAAGGGGUCUCUCAAAAAUUUCGGAAUUUUUACUAGCAGCUUUACAGAUAUAAUUUUAUUGUAGACACUUGCCACACAGCCUACUGUUUUAACCUAUCAUGUGCCACACUUGCCAUCACACAAAAGUUGUGGCUCACCUUGCAAAACUGGACCUAAGAUAAUAUAUGGAACUCAUUCAUUAAAAUUGUGAGCUCCCCCAGCUCUCUGAUCCCUCACUGUAGAGUACGCUGCCCUCUACCCAACCACAGGGAACUCACUGGUCUGGAAACCACAGCACUAGAAUCAUUGUAAUACCGUGAGUUGACCCCCCCCUCACCUUCUCAUCCACGGAUCGAACUUCAGCGUCUCAAGCAACAACGAAGUUUGACAUCUCAUCGUCCAGUCUCAAGAAGAACACCGCCCUGCACUCUACUGCUGUUAUUUUCCUUUCACUUCGGGUCUGUUGCCUCCAUAGCUCUCCUGGCUUUUUAAGCAUUCCUGCUACACUGUUUUACAGCACCGUCUUAAUGUCACCAGAGCUUAUGCAUGUCACCAUGGCAAAAUGUCUUGCACCUUAUUGGUUUGGAUUGCUCUGUGUAUGGUCAGUCUAAUAGCUUGGCUCUAGGACUUUAUGUGUUGCAGUUGACUGCUAUAUUUUAAACUCCUUUGUCUUUUGGAAAUAAAUUAAUUUUCUGACAUCAUUUAGUAAACUGCAAAUGGCAAAGAAUAACUUGCCAGCAAUGUCAGAGUGAUGCCCAGCCUUAAAAUGAUUAUUUCUAAAGCCAAGCUAUUGUUUUUUGUUUGUUUUUUUUCACUUGUUAUGCUGUAUGCUCGUAAAUGCAUGGAGUGAGUUCUUGUCUUGCAUGUCUCAUUGGUUGACUAACUAUACACUGAAUUCACGGGUGGCAACUGUUUAAGCUCAGAAUAAGGUUUUCUUUGAAGUUUGUGUCUCACUACAGUUGAAAGUGAUUGCAUAUACAGGAAGUUGGCCGCUUUGUUUUUUUUGCCACACAAAAACCUUUCUUCCCUGGGUUUCUUUUAAAAGUGUUACAUGUAAUAAGGUCACGCUCUCUGCUCAAAUUUCUCAGCCUGUGCCCUCAACACACCCCCCAAUCAGCUCACUUUGCCCAACCACUGUCACCAUUUUCCGGUGUUCACUUUUUUUUACAAGAAUACUCUGCCUCCACCCCCCUAAAUACUUGACAGACUAUAAAGGUCACUGCUGCACAGCUUGCAAAAAAACUUCUACUGUCACUUUUUGAAUGUACAAAAUUACAGAUAAUUGCUAGGCCAGUUUGUUGCUGUAGCUGACUGGCCGACCUUUGGGCUUGGCUUCACAAUGCUUCCACUAUUGUUUCACUAAUGCCUCAGUGAGUAUGAGCCUGAGAAGGCUGCACUGUCCCUCUACACCCCUCUGCUUUUAUCCACACUGCACUGCUCUCACUGUCCUGCUGCCUGUGACUCUGUUUGAUAACGCCACGCUACUGUGAUCUCCCUUCCCGCUUCCUUUCACACACAGGCUUCAGUGCACUACCGCAUUCUCACCGCCGCGAUCACUCAGCAUACCUGAGACCCUACUGUGACAUCGUCAUACCCACCGGUGGCGCUGUCACCCCGCCGAGGCUGAGUUGUGCCGACCUCCCACCUAGGAGUCCCGGACAGCAGGCGCUCAGUCCCCAGCUUCGCCGGCUGGAGCAACACCAGAGACAGCUGCUUGAACUGCAGCAGCGCAGGGGGCUACAGAGCGGACCCGUGGAGGUGGUGGAGCAGGAGAGGAAGACGAAGGAGGAAGAGGAGCAGAGGAAAAAGAGAGAGCAGGCCGAGGAGGAGAUAAAGAAGAAUAAAGAGGCAGAGGAGAAGAAGAAGCAAGAACUGGAGGAAGCGAUGAAGAAGGAAGAGGAGCUGAAGCAGAAGGAGGAGAUGGAGAAGCAGAGGAGAGACCUCCAGCUGCAAUUACAGCAGCAGCAACAGGAGCUCAAGCAAAGGCAACAAAUCAUGCAGUGGCAGCAGGAGCUAGAACAACAACAGCAGCAGCAGCAGCAGCAGCAGCCUCAUAAAGGCCAGUCCACAGUGCUGCUGUCUCCCUCCUCUGGCCUGUGCACCAUCUAUGAAGCCCUGGAGAACAGUGACGACGAGCAAGCUGAAGAAGACGAGAUGAAGGAGCUAAACCCUGCUAAAGAGCAGAAAGAGACUAGUGAGGAAAUGGUGAAUCAAGAGAAGGAUGAUCACCAUGUGAAGGUAAAGUCAGAUGAAGAUAAACAUGAAUGCUCUUCACCUCCAACUGAGACUGCUCCUCCUCUCCCAGACUCGCCCCAGAGUCCCACGGGCCCCCAGCACCCUGACGUCAACAGUCCUCCACAGGACAUAGACAAAUCAUCUCCCCCUCCUGAGUCUCCAGAGCGUCCUCCACCUCUGGACCUGGACUGGGGCAAGAAAGUUGAUAUAGUCCAGCAGCUGAUCAACCAAACCCUGCUGCUUACUGGAGAUGGCUGCUCCUCCUUGCUGCUCCUGCCGGGGGGUGGAGGAGGCACGCUGAGCCCCUUGGAGAGCAGCCUGUGGCCCAGCAUGUUGCCUCCACUCACCCCUCCCUCUGCCACUGUCACCUCUGUUAGUAGUUUCUCGCCAGAGGCUCCUGGGAGCUCCCCGCAGGGAGAGUGGACAGUGGUGGAGCUGGAGACGCAUCACUGAGGGACUCAACACACAAAUGUUAUGUCUCACAAAACACAAACGUUUGUAGUACUGCAGAUUUAGUAUUGAAACAUACAUACAGAGACAAUAAUACAAGUGCUGGCUAUAUACAUGCUUACAUUUGGGGAUUCACAUCAGUAGGAACUGCAUAUAGGGUGAUAUAAAUAUGUCUGCACAGGUGCACACAUCUACUGUACAUGCACCCUUUAGUAAUUGAAUGUUUGCUUUUGAAUGACACCUGUGUACUCAUUUACUGUGUAUGAAGUGUAGACAGACACAUGAACCUGUGGUGCUAUAGAUCCACCUGGGAGACAUAGGGAUUUCUAGAUUUGCUUCAUAAACAGACAUGCACAUACCAGUGCUUGGUGGUGCUGAGGUUUAAUAGUUAACUGUUUCUCAAAGCAUGCACACUGCUCCUCAUUGCAAGAGAGAAACCUGGGUGACAUCUCUGCUACACACACACACACACACACACACACACACACAUGCAUUCUUAUUCUAGGAGCCAAAUGCAUCAUGACACCGUACUGGCUCUCACACUGUAACUCGGCACUUGUCUUACCUCAUACUUGUAAUCCAACCCGUCUGCAAACAAACACCACACUGACAGGUGGGACUAUAUUGUUACAACUCAGUCUUCUUAAUACACACAUGAAAAAGUACUUUUUAAAUGACUGGCAUAAUCCCAAGAUGCAUCACUGCUAAUAACAAGAUGGGAUUGAAUACCUGUUUCUACUUCCAUGCCAGAUCUCUCUGCCAUGGAUGGUCACAUACACACACACACACACAUAUACACACACCAAUGGUGCCAAGUGGCCACUAUGACUCAAUGGUAUAUUACCUUUACUCUGUUUUCCUUCCACAGCCCCUUUAACUGAAACCAAAAGUCUUUAUACAUGUUGAUGCACAUCUUUAUCACUUUUCUUCUCAAUGAUCUUAAUAUUUACACUGGAGAUGUCUUGCUGCUGAGUAGUGAUACAAGUUAACUGAAGCUCAUUUGGCUUGACCUCGACAUCUUGACGAAAUUGCACUUGGCCGAUAUCCUAAAGGCAAUUGAACUGGAAACAUGUCGUCCAACACCUGAUUUAUCUAUGCUCUAGUCUGGUGAUUACCUUUAGAGGUCUGAGGACUUGAGUUGAUUGUUUAGAAACUGCUGAUGUUUUAUCCCAUCCAUCUAACUUCCCUCGGUAUCAUUUUAUUCAGAUGGUUCGACCUUUUAGAUAAUGAAGUCCAACACGGAUAAGCAGGUUUUAAAUGUCUUAAAAACUGUCAUUGUAUUAUACAUGUAACAGGGUCUAUAGGUGAGCCAUACCUGCUUGAGGUGAUGAAAAAAAGUUUAUAUUAGUAAUUGAAUUGAAUACUACUGAGAUUUAGAAAUUUUACAGUUUAAUGUUGAGCAUCACUGUUUUGUACCUCCAUACCUAAACCCAAACUCACUCUUCCUCCGAUGUGGGUCUUGUUUGUCCGAUUUUUAGAUGAUAAAAGAGAGGUGGAGUUCAGGGAGAAUUAAAUUCAGAAACAUGGCCUUGUAGCGUGAUAGUGUCCAGUACAGAGACUUUUACUUGAAAAAAUGAUGACUAACUCUGGGUUGAACCGAUACUGCUGUGAGGGUCCGGGGUCUUUCCACCAUGUCAUGGGUGGAUAUGGGGAGUGCAGAAGAGGAAAGUGAGGAGUAAACUAAAGAGGGGAAUAGUAGUAAAGGGGAGGGUGGGGGCGUAGGCUGCUGGAAGUGCUGGUUAUCAGCAGGGUGUUACGGGAUCUUAUUGCGUAUUAUCAUUAAAACUGUGAUGAACUAUGGGACACAAGUGUCCUUUGUCUCUGGUUGUAAAUGUUCAUGACUUUGCCGUCUGUCUGUAUGUUUACUGUGUGUUUGUUAGUGAAUAGUGUUUCAGCCAGACGUUUUGAUCUGUUUCUUUGUUGCUAGUCUUAUGAUGAAGGAAUUCUCUUGGGUGCAAAUCGGCUUUCGUGUGAAGUCAGUUUAUGUAGCUCUUAUCUCUCGUUCAGAUCUGACCGGAGGGCACAGACUACAAGAGCUGCUGUCACUGUGAAAGAAUGUGAAUUGGUGUGACGUUGCACUCAUGUCCUUUUGAAUCAGAGUUUUGUGUGUGUGUGUUUUUAUGUAUCAACUUCUCGGCUGACUGCCCUUGCCUUGCAGAUUGUUAACAGCAUAAGAACUGAAUUGAUGUGUUUAUAAAUUGAAUUGAAAGCCGAAGAUCUUUGUUCAAUGAGCCAAGUCUGAAACUGAGGCGGAUUCAGUGUCUAGCAGGCAGCAGUGCAGCCUCUGACUCUCAAGACAAAUCGUUGCCCUUUUCAGCUGCUGAAUCCAGCGAAGACGUUGCCCUUUACAAAUGCCCACUAGUCUGUCCACAGUGUCUUAUCGGAGCCGGUGCGCAGUAGCUGAGAGGCAAGCAAGCAGGAGUUCAUGCUAAUGUAGUUUGGUACAUUCCACUUGUCAGGGUCAGGUAUUUUUAGUUCCCACAAUGCAUUUUUUUUUUUUUUUUUUUUUUACAAAGCUGGACUUUAAAAGUUUUGUUUAAACAUGUCUGUAGUGUAUUUGUAAACCUAUAUGUGUGCAUUAUCUGUUCAAAAAGGACUGCUAAGAGCCUUUUUCACUGUAAUGAAGGGAAACUCCACUGGAAUUUUAUUUUGUACUGUAGAGAGAUUUAGGAGUACAGUAAUGAUAGCCCUUUUGAGAGUCAUAAUAUAGAUUUUUAAUUGAAAUAGAGAAUGGAGGUUAUUAUUUGUAAAUGAUAGCGAUAUUAGUAAUAUUGUUUAUUAAGUAAAUCGCCUGGGGAGUGCCUCAUUUUUCAGUUUUACUGAAAGGUGACUGUCAGUAGUUCCCUUCUUCAUGUCCAACAAAGUCAAUAGAGCUGAUAAACCAAGUUUAGUGGGUACAAUGUUAAACUCCAUCACACAAGGCAAAACUCUGGUGAACAAAUUAUAUUGUGGUACUCUAUGUGGUACCUAGGUGGCCCAUGAAAUGAACAUUCACUUGUACAUUAUAGUUCUCAAAUUUGUUCAAUACACUCCAAUUUUGUAUAUUUUUAUAAUUUAUUGAAGUUGAAGUGCAGCCCAUGCUUACUAAUUUAAAUAUGACUUGAUGUACUUGUUGAAACGAAGUAAAUUGUGGCUGAAAUUAUGGCAGCUUGUUUGAAGUAUGUAAUAUUUCCCUUACGUUCUUUGACUUUGUGAAGGACAAAAAUCUGUGAUUGUGUGUAAUUAUUUCAAUGCAUUGUUUCAUGUGAAUUAAAUGAUUUUUUUUAAAA